Molecule: messenger RNA, 5879 nt
Organism: Parasteatoda tepidariorum (common house spider)
Lineage: Eukaryota; Metazoa; Arthropoda; Arachnida; Araneae; Theridiidae
Product: serine/threonine-protein kinase 26
Biological process (GO): protein phosphorylation
Cellular component (GO): cytoplasm
Molecular function (GO): ATP binding; protein serine/threonine kinase activity
Source: RefSeq, a predicted model, not a curated record
UGCAGAGAAGUCUUGUUGAAGGAAACUACCGAGUUCACUUUUUUUUCCUUCUUCUUUAUUUUGCCCAUGAAUAUGUGUGUGGGUUUCCUUUUAUUUUUUGUUGGUUUGUCACACCAUCCAGAUGAAUCAUUCCGUUUUUGCCGUUCACUGUGUGAUCACCUUUGCCAACAACAGCAUCUGUGACAAAAUAAGAUAAUUGCACGUUUUAUUUGGUUGUUUGCAGGGAUGAAAUGUUUAUAUCGUAAACAGUUAUGCUAAAAAUUAUUUUAAGAUCCUCAAGUGAUUCAUAGCGUGAUUCUACAGCCGUGGAAGUGAUAUAUGUUGUUAUUGUGAGUGUGUGCAUUGUAUAGUGGUUAAUUAAUCUGAAGAUUUAAAACUGAUUAAUCGGAAUCAAUUUUUAAUAAACAAUAUCUGGGGCUGAUUUUUUAAUGCUGUGAUUUGUGUGCUACUUCUGUUUGUGCGUGUGCCAAAACGCGUUAUUUGUUUCAAUAUUAUUUUAAACGCCUUCUGUUUACAGGAAGCUUACAAAUUGCGUGUACUUAUCAAUUUAAAACGGUAACUGAAGAGCGGUGGAAAAAUCUCAAACUAUAAAUCAAGGUGGAGUGAUUGAAAAAUAAAGUAUACGCGAGAGUGUGUUUUAUUUCCUCGUUGUAUUUUUGCAGCUGGUGAUUUAUUAGUUCUUUCCCUCACCAAAUGGUACCCACUUUCGCGUGUUCGAAAAAUCACUUAACAUUUCUAUCGCCAUCUGAAUCUGGUUAAGUUGUUUGUGAUCCAGUGAAAAGUUAAGCGAAAAUUGGCUUUAUGAUUUGUGGUAUGCCGACUAGAUUUGAUUCGCCUGUGAACAGGGGCAAUUUCAAUGGGUGUACCAUGCCGCCUACUUGGGGAUAUCAACAUCAGCCGCAAUUUUUAAAAUGGCGUACAUGGGCACAACCAGCACGCCCAGCACAUUCAUUGAAGGUGGAUCCAGAACUUAUAUUUACAAAACAAGAAAGAAUAGGAAAAGGCUCGUUUGGAGAAGUUUUUAAAGGCAUUGACAACAGAACUCAGCAAGUCGUUGCAAUUAAAAUUAUAGAUUUGGAAGUAGCUGAAGAUGAAAUUGAAGACAUUCAACAAGAAAUUAUGGUUCUGUCCCAGUGUGAUAGCCCUUAUGUUACAAAAUAUUAUGGUUCCUAUCUUAAGGGUUCAAAGCUAUGGAUCAUUAUGGAAUACCUAGGUGGUGGAUCUGUACUAGAUAUGAUAAAAAUGACUUCACAAUUUUUUGAAGAAACACAUAUUGCAAUUAUUCUUAGAGAAGUAUUGAAAGGAUUAGAUUACCUGCAUUCAGAACGUAAGCUUCAUCGUGACAUCAAAGCUGCAAAUAUCCUUCUUUCUGAAAUGGGUGAUGUAAAAUUAGCAGAUUUUGGAGUUGCUGGACAAUUAACUACAACAACAAGUAAGAGAAAUACAUUUGUAGGUACACCAUUUUGGAUGGCACCAGAAGUUAUUAAACAAUCAGCGUAUGAUUCAAAGGCUGACAUCUGGAGUUUAGGAAUAACUGCAAUUGAGUUAGCCAAAGGAGAACCACCUAACUCUGACUUGCAUCCGAUGAGGGUGUUGUUUUUAAUACCAAAAAACAAUCCCCCACAACUGACUGGUAAUUAUAGUAAGACAUUCAAGGAGUUUGUAGAAGCCUGUUUAAAUAAAGAUCCACAAAAUAGACCCACUGCCAAAGAGCUUUUAAAGUUUCCAUUCAUCCGUAAAGCAAAGAAAAAUUCAUAUUUAGUUGAUCUUAUUGAAAAAUACAAAAGAUUCAAAGCUGCUGGUGGUGGUCAAAGUGAUAGUGAUUCAGAGGCUUCAGACUCUGAUGAAUCAAAAGUAAAUGACACAUGGAAAAGUUGGCGUUGGGAUCUUGGUACAGUCAAAGGACCUGGAAUGUGUGAUAUACCCUUAUCACCUACUUUAGAUGGUGAAAAUAAUGUUAUGCCUUUAAAAGUGUCAAAAAUCCCAACUCCCGUAAAGCAUCAACAAAAUGGUGAUUCAACUGCAUCAUCGCCUCACUCACCCAACUCUCAUCCCGAAACUGGUCCAUUUUUUCGCCAAGAAAAUAGGCAGCAGCAGCCCUCUGCAAGGCCGGUCAGUAUGGCACCACCUCCACCGUCUCAACCAAAACUUAUAAUUCAAGCUAGGAGUAAAGAGGCAGAAUUUAUUGACAAAAGCAAAUAUGAGCUACCUAUUCAGUUUGAACCAGAACUAGUUGGGCGUAGAAAGUCUGAUGAAGAUAUUGCUCGAAAGAAAGCAAAAGAAAAGAAAAAAGAAGUUCACAAAGUUCAAGAUUCUCCAACAAAACAAUCACCUGGAAAAGGUUCUUCGUCAUCGAUUAUCUUGCAUUCAUUAAUGUGUGAGCUCAAGAAAAAGCACAAAAAUGAUCUAAAGAAUCUUGAUAGUCCAACCAAAACAGAAGCCAUUGAAGAACUUCUUGGCGCUUUUGAGCUAGCGGAAAGAUCUUGCACUGGCAUUAGUGAUUUAUUUGUUAAAGAAAUUUUUCAUCGAUUAUUGCCUUCCUAUGGUAGUCAUAUGUUGCAAGAUAUCAUAGAAAAAAUAUCUAGGAAUGGAUCAUAGAAAACACAGUUGAGAGAUAGACAAGUUUAACCCUGUGAAUAUUUGUCUGCUAUCUAUAUUUGGAACUGUUAUAGAUAUAUCUACAUAUAUAUUAUUAUUGAAAAAUAACUAUAUCCACCGUGCGUGCCUAAAAUGGUAUGGUCCCCCUAAAACUCCUUACAUUCCAUCUGUAUUUGUUUGUUCACCAUCAGUAUAUUUCUGCUUAAUACACCUCUUAAUGAUUUACCCUAAAAUAAAUUCAUAACAUCUAUCUGUCUAUAUAUAUGAUACUCCAAGUCUAUAUUUAUGAACACAGGGUAUUUUUAGGUGUUCACUUUUUAAAAUGAACUUAUUUUCUGAAAAGUGCAUCAAAAUGUCCGUGUUGAGUACGACCCUUUCAGUGUAUGGACUGCAGAAUGUGUUCCUCCGCGAGUUUUCCGAAAAAUGUAAAAGAAAGAAACGUUCUCCUCUUUGUUGUUGUUUAUUAUUAUUAUAUAUUUACUAAAAUAUUUUUUGAAAAAAAAAAUCAUUCCAAUCCGGUAGUUUAAAUAUUGUGAAAAAAAGGAAUUAUAUUUAUACACCAUAUCAUAUCUUUACUCUGUGAUAAUUGUAUUUGUAGUUUACUAAUUACUUCUAAAGAGGGGGGGGGGACAUAUUUCUGAAAUGUUAACGAAAUUAUAAAUCCAUCCCCAAGUAUAAUUUUGAACCAUGGAAAUGUAGGUAAUUGUGAUUUUUUUUAAUUGCUAAAAUUAGUUCAUUUGUUUUCCCUCAUCAAGGUAACAUUUGUGUUACAUAGUUAUCUUACUUUUAUGUGUCAGUUUUAUUUUAUUUUCACAAUUUUUCAUAUCAUUAACUGAAGGGAAAAUUCUUAAUUAUUUCCUAACUGAUUCAUUAUUUCAAGAAUAAGGAACAAAAAAUAAAAUAUACUAAUUUAUAAAUUUGAAAUUAUUAUUAUUAUUUUUUCUUUUGUUAUUCUUGUAAUAUAUCAUUAAAAAUAUCUUGCUUUCUCAUUGUAUGUUAAUUUUUUUAAAAGAAAAUUAUUACCUUUUUUUUUUGAGGUUUGAAACUAAAUAUAUGAUGCGGAGUUCAAAUCCUCAACGGUCAUCAGUAUUAAUUGUUCAUUUCUGGAAUUUGACUGUUUGUUUAUUAAGAAUUUUAUUUGAUGUUUCAUUUCAUCUGUUUUUACUACUUAUAUUACCCCUUUUUUUUAAAUUUGACAUGCUUAUUAAAUUAUGUUUUAUGAUCAAAACUAUUGAUUAUUAUUUUAAACUAGAAUUGCACUGAAAUUUAAAUUUAAUGUAAACAUAUUAAUAACAUUUGGUUUCGUCAGUACUGCUCUCUCACAAAGGAAAGAGAUGAAAACUCCUGUAAUAAGUGCUCAACUUUAAUUAUUUUCUUAAAUGCUUUAAAAAUGUAUAUCUUCGAAAACUGAAUUUUAAAUUAGGUGCUCUAUACAAUGUUCUAGAAUAAUAAUAUAUCAAAAAUUAUUUUCUGAGAUGUCAUUUUAAAGCAAGAAGCAACUGGAAGUGUAAUUUAUACACUUGUCAUAAAAUGUUUAAAAAAUAAAGCAUAUUAUUAAAAAAAAACUUAAAUAUAUUUUUAAUUUUUUAUUAAAAUUAAUUCAUUUACUCUUUGUUUCUCAAUCGCUUUUGGCAACAUAUAUUUUAUUAAUAUUGAACUACUGUAAAAAUGUACUAACUAUUUUUCCAUUGCUGAAAUAGAAAUCAAUCUAUUUAUUCAAAAUAAUAAUUGUCUUGCACUAUUUAUCAUUGAAAAAUAAACUGUUAAAAACUAAUAGAAUUGCAGAGAGGAAGGAAAUGUAUAUUUUAUGUGUUUUAGGUAUAACUUUUCCAGUUCAUUAAAGCUAUUCCCUUUUCUCAAUUCAAAAAUUUACCUCAUAUAUUACUGCUUUUUCAUUCUUUUUUUUUAAACUAAAUGUGUCUUUUGAAAAAUUAUUAUUUCUUCUGUAAUGUGUUGAGAAUUCAAGAAUGGGAAAUAUUUAUUAAAAACCAUUAGACCUGUUCUGUAACAUGAAGUGCUCAUGAAAUUAUGUAAACUGUUGCCAUGUGAAAAGAAUUGAAAAAGUUUAAUUUGUUUAAAUGCCCCAUCUCUCUUUUUUUAAAUAAACAAAUAAUUUAGAGGUCAAUAAAACAUUUUAAAAAGAAACUUUUAACAAUGGAAAAUUAAAUAUUAAAUACCAACUGGAUUUUUUCAUUAAACAGAAUGCUUAAUUUGAAAUAUGUAUUGGAAAAUUAAUGCAAUUUAGGUAGACUGAUCCAACUAGGGUAGUGGGAACAGUCCCUAAGUUUCUGAAAAUUACAAGUUAAAUAUUAUUAAUAUUUAAGUUGUCUAAGGCAACAUUUUUCUCAUAUUAAAAAUUAUGGCAUUAGAUUGUUUGUAUAAAACCUUUAUUGAGGGAGUUUUAAUUAUUUGAAAAUUGAAGGUAUGCAGAAAAUAUUCACUGCCUUCAUGUUGCAGAAUUCUCCCAUUGUUUCAAACUUAUCUUUUAAUUUCUAUUAAUUCAGUCAAGAACUAUUCUAAAGGAAUUGAAGGUUAUAUUCAAAAACACAUUUUGCUGACAUAUUUAUUAAAUUUUUUUUUAAAUCUUACGUUUUGAAUUUGAACAUGUAUCCUUAUAUUGAAUUUGUAUAUUUGCUCAAAUGUAAAAUACUUUGUUCCAUAAAUGAUAUUAGUUUAUUGUUAUAUUUUAAGAGUUUACUAUCACAAAAAUUCUUAGAUGAGUAUAUGAUACUCAGAGUGCUAUUGUAUUACGUAAUCUUAAUUUUUUAUUCUUAACUGGUAGUCGUAGAUAGCAUUUUUUUUAAUAAGCCUGAGUGAGAUAAUUAUUAUUCUUGUUUAAAUUUUUUUCAAGAGCUUCUUUUUAUGAGAAAUGGUAUAAAAAUCACUUCUUUUUUUUAAAAGCUAAUUUAUUUUUUGUUUCAUUCUAGACUGUUUUUUCAUGCCGUUGAACUGAGUAGCUUAUAAAAUUAUAUGGUUGUCUUAUUAAAAAAUACAUUUUAUUUCAAUUAAAUAGCUUUAAUUAUGUGCAAAAGAUUUCUUUAAGCACAUUUGAAAGUGUGUUUGUAUUUUGUAAAAACUUUUUUUUUUAUUGUGUUUUAAUUUUUUUUCCCCAUUUGAAAUCUAUCUCUGUACUUAUAUACAUUUCAACAGAAUAAAGCACUUAUCCAAAAUACUGAUAAAGACCAGGGAUUGUUGAUAAUAAUUAUUUUUCAUGGCUGUACGAGGGAUCUGUAAAUAUUGAAACAUGAAAGAGUUGAAAUUAAAAUGUGUUUAUUUAGUGA